Messenger RNA from Melitaea cinxia (Glanville fritillary), 802 nucleotides. RefSeq lists its product as uncharacterized. The record is from RefSeq and is a predicted model, not a curated record. The coding region runs from base 1 to 732 and encodes 243 amino acids. NCBI's taxonomy places the organism in Eukaryota, Metazoa, Arthropoda, Insecta, Lepidoptera, Nymphalidae. The transcript is spliced from 5 exons.
AUGUCUUUUAUUAAGCUUCUCCUAAUUCCAACCAGACUAUUCAAAAAAGAUGUUAUAACUUUCCUGAUCAUACGACGUCAUGAUUUAAAUAUAAUUGAUGAAAAACUAAGAUACAUUGCAGUAAAACCAACAGCCUCUAUAUCCCAAUUAAGACAAAAAGUUUGGCAUCUUCUCGAUUUACCUGAUUAUUGUGAAGAAAUUAUAAUUUUAAAAGCAGGAGAUCGAGAGUUACCCUUAACAGAUCUUCGUAAGGGUAAUGAUCCGCAGCAUCCAUACAUUUUAGAAGUUUGGCUACCAAGUAAACUGUCUUCCAUAAAUAUAAUAAAUAACAUGAUAACAAUGGGAGACACUUUAGAAAAAUCCGACAGUGUAUUUGAAGAAAAAAUGAAACGCGAAUGUAACGGAAAAGAUUUACAAGACGACCUUAUUACAAGAUUUGAAUUUAACUGUCGAUUCUUAAAUUUCUAUAUGUUAACAGCGCAUACUACAGUUAUUAACAAAGAAAUGCUCGUGAAUAAAUUUCGGUCAAUGGAAAAUCAAAAGAAAAUGAUGAACAGAGAAUGUGAAAAUAAAUUAGAUUUAUCUUGCAAAUUUUCAUCUUCGUCUCUGUUCUUUAAAAUUCACGGAAGAAAAAGCAGAGAUAAUUUCACAAAUAUUUUAUUGAAAAUACAAAACGAUCUAUCGACUUUAAGUAAUAAAUUGUCAGAUUUGGAAAGCAAGAUUCAGUUGUGAAUACAUAUACUGUAUUUGACAAAAUUAUUUGGAAGAUUUGAUAAAUAAAUAAACAAGAACUUCGGAAAAA